This is a messenger RNA of Oppiella nova, 958 nucleotides long. The record is from the annotation of a GenBank genome assembly. NCBI's taxonomy places the organism in Eukaryota, Metazoa, Arthropoda, Arachnida, Sarcoptiformes, Oppiidae.
CUCAUAAAUAAGUCUUAAUUUUACUGAAUUAAUAAGCGCUUAAAAUAUUAUACCGUAAUACCAUAAAAAUUAAUAAACUAUUAAUUGUAUUAGUACCACCAUGAUAACUAUAUUAAAAAUUGUAUUAAUUAUUACAUUAACUAACAAUGUAUACGCCCAAUACGGGCCUUAUGAGGGGUGUGGGCACUCGGUAACAAACCCAUCACCACAGGGUUGGGUAGCAAUGGUGUACCGAAAGGAUCCGACAGAUGACAAAAAGUUUGUGGAUAACAAGUGUCUGGCCAGUAUAAUCAAGGAUAAUUGGUUAGUGGGCGCCGCCAGUUGUCUCACAUUGAAAGACGAUCAAUACCUGAUUAAGAUACCCAAUAACGACACUAAGGGACCUUUUUUCGUGGAGAAAAUAUACAAAUCAAAGGAAUACAACCCAACUCUGGGUGCCGGCUAUGAUUUGGCGCUCAUUAAGCUUAAGAAUGGCCUACAGUUGCGGUUGCCAGGGAACACCAAAAUCAUGAGCGCCAUAUGCCUGUCCGACUACGGCAUAGAAUCAUCUGUAACCAUAGGCACCAAAUGCCAGCUAAACAGCUACGACACCAGCCGUAAGCUUACACCCGAGACCAUUGAAGUGAAAGCUGAUAUCGACUGCGAAAAUCUGUACCCCCGGUAUAAGGAGGGCUAUAUGUUUUGUGGGGACAAAUCCGUCAAUUGGUUAAAUAGCGGCGCCCCUAUCGCUUGUAAGGACAGUAGACACCAGGAUGGCCCGUUCUUUUUGAGCGCCAUGGCCUCGUGGGGUCGGGUCGAUAAGGUUAAGGCGGACGUCUAUACGAAACUCUAUGGAAAGCAUUAUAUCUCAUGGAUUCAAAAGACUAUUGAGGAGGACGAGAGCCAUGCCUUAAAUCUUUAAUUAAAAGUCUGAUUUUGAAAAUAAAUUUUAUUCAUUAUUAAAUGUUGCUUGUAACAA